AGCGUCUGAGCCAGAAGGAUGGCCAGAUCGUGGCAGGUCUGACAGAGAAGCUGCAGCUGUUUGCAGACAUGGCAGAGUCUGUGGCUGGUCUUGAGGAUAUGGCCUCGCGCUCCUGUCUGCUGCUGCGUGGUGAUGCCUCAGACCUCCACCAGGGGGAGACGCUGCUCAAGGGAGCCAUCACUGAAGGUACAACACACACAACACAGUGCAGUACAGAGUACAAUACACUGGCUUUUGUUAUACUGUAUAGGUUUUUGAUCCAACUCAAGACAACAUAUGAUUCAUGUAAUUCACAAAUAAUUCAGAUUUUGAUUAGUUUAGUUAGGUGUGUUACAUACAGAUACCCAACCAGUGGUGAUUUUAGCAUGUAAAUCUUGGUGGGGCAAACACAUUUUUUUUUUUUUUUAUGCAUGCCAGCAAACCCACAGCACAUCACAACUCUAAACAAUACAUGAAUUGCACUAUAACGGUGACAAACGGUGCCCACACACUGUUAGGGCCUACAUAAAGCUGUCCCAACAGCAGAGUCCCAACAGCAGUCCCAACACCUUACCAUUGCUACACCUGGCAAUCAGCGGAGCCUUGUCUGGCAGCGAAACAUUUACUGCCUUUAAAAAAAACAGCUGAUAUGGCUGACUUGCUUAAACAAAUGUGGUUUCUACUAACAAUUGAUAUGUACAAACUAUGGCAUAAGGGGAUGACGAGCGGAUAAUUUCGAUUAAGACAUUAAUGAGCGAGCUAGGAUGGACGUAGUCAAUAUAACUAUUUGUUCAGCACUUUUGAAAUGUACAGCGACAGAAUUCAGAACAUGGGCCGUUCUUAAAGUAUUCUCCCUGUAGAUCAAGUCAGAACCGUAGGAUAAAUAAAGGGGGCAUAUAAGGAGACAAUGAAAGCUCUUACAAUAUUCGAUGAUUACAUUUCUCUAAAACAGGCUAUAGGCUACAUGUGCACCACCGAGUCAGAACAGUAGGCAAAAUUAGGAGGGGAAACGGGACCAAAUUAUUAGGGUGAGGCACAUGGGCUACGAACAGCUUACUACACAACAUACACUUAGUAUUACUUUCUUAGCUACAGUAUACAUAUCUCCCUGGCAUAUUACAUCAUUUAUGCAGCAGCAUACAAUACAUUUUUGGACUCACCUUGUUGUGCUGUGCUCACUUUUUUUUUUUUGUCAUUUUAGCAGACGCUCUUAUCCAGAGCGACUUACAGUUAGUGAGUGCAUACAUUGUCAUACUGGCCCCCCGUGGGAAUCGAACCCACAACCCUGGCGUUGCAAACGCCAUGCUCUACCAACUGAGCUACACUUGAACAGGAAGGUGGCGCAGCGGUCCUUUGUGGGCAAAUUUAGUCUUCAAACUUUGUCAUCAAAGUCUGGCUUUCUCUGGAUUUAUUGUGCUUUAAAGACAACUGGGAAUUCGGAAAAAAACAAGGUCGAAUCAUGAUGACGUCAGUGAUCUUCAAGUCGGAGCUCUAGAAAGAGGCCCGAGUCCCCGACCUGCAAUUCCGAGUUGGAUGACCAUUCAAAACGUUUUUCCCAGUCGGAGCUAGUUUUUUCCCGAGUUCCCAGUUGUCUUGAACUCACUAAAAUCAGAUUUCCCAGUUCUGAGUUACCAGUUGUUUUGAGCGUGGCAGAAGUCAUGCUGGAUUGAUACCAUGGCCAAUGUUGAAUGUUUAUCCUUUUAAGCAUGGAAAAGAGACCCUUAAACCCAGACUUGGGACCACACACCCACUUCACUGAAUAGCAGGCUAGUGAGCUUUGCAAUGCUUGUAGUUAGCCACUGAUUCCUUCCAAACCACUUAUUGUUGAAUUUGUUAUUUCCAACUUGUUGUGUAAUGUUUAUGUCCAAUGGCCGAUGAGCACCGAUACGUUUUAUCUAUAAAUUAUCUUCAUUAUUCCUCUUCAUAUGACAAGGAUUAAAAAGGAUUUGCCAGUAGAUUGUCGACUUGAUUCAUGAUGAUGACUGCUAGCUUGCUAGCCAAGAUUUUGAAGGUAUGAUGUUGACAUGAUCAGUCGAAUCAAAGCUGCUGUAGAUAUAACGUGAUUUGACAUAAUUUUAUCUGUGGCCAAUGACCUUGAGCCUUCUUGGAUGGGCACCUCCAAUGUAACUCUUAAGUCAGCACCCAAGUACCCUUAGAUUUGGCGGUGACGUAGUGUCCCCAUGAGUGACAGAACAAUGAGCCAAUCACGGCGCAAAUAGAGAACAUUACCAACCCCUAUGCUCCGUAUUUUCUGCUGGCUGCCCCACCACUGCAGAAAGCACUGAGCUAGGCUGAAACGCCUGCAUUUUGGAGCUGCCUUACUCAAAGGAAGAAAAAAAGAUACCAAGUUUGUAUGCGGCUUUAUCAACUCUUAUUAUUAUUUAUUUAUUUUACAUUGUUUGCAAACUGAUAUGUGACACGUAUUAAUGCCAAAACAGGCAUCCUCCCAAAAAAAUGACAGGUCGCCACUGCACCCAACUGUAACAAUAGGAGGGUUAGCUCCGUCCUCACUACUCUUGUUCUUUCUUAAAACAUUAUUGUUCAUCUUUCUUACUACCUACCUCCGUCUCUCUCGCUCGGACUCUCGCUCUCUCCAGUGGAGAACCUUCAGAACAUGUUGCUGUCUGGUGUGAGAGAGCUAGCUCCACGUCCAGAGGAGGGUUUAGGCUCCGGGGCUAUGCCCAGGAGAGCAGGCACCUUCGGGGGCUACGACAGCAGCCCCACCAUCCUCAACAAGAGUAAGUCCACUCCACCUGCCUGCCCUGCUCUGCAUGUGCUGUAUCACCAUUGUAUUCCCAUUAGGGCUGAUGCAAUACCAGUAUUGCAAUAUUUUUUCCAGGGCAAAAAUGAAAACACGAAGCAGACAUUAGGGCUGUUUUCCUAAAGAAGUUAAAUCCGCUUUGUGUUUUGUUUCCUUGCCACGAUUCUAACGAGUAUUGCGAUACUGGUAUCAUCCCGGCCCUAAUUCCCAUAGUGUCUGUGUACCACUCUCAUAAGAUCCAAAAUGACUAUUUCAUAGUAUUCAAACGUGUGUGUGUGUGUGUGUGUGUGUGGUGUUAGAAGGCAGUGUGAAGAAGAAGAACUACAGUGGAGGGGACAGAGACAGGAGCCAGAGAGCCCGCUCUGACCCCCAGCUCAAGGAGAUUCAGACCAGCCAGGCCCUGGAGCAGCCACCGGUGGGUCAAACACACACUCACUCGCGCUAACAACCACAGCAAACAUGGAUGAGAAAAUGUCUUAAAAGGACAGACUGUGUCACAACUUAAGUUCCAGGGUGACCAGGGCAACACACUCCCUGUCCCCACAACAGAGCCAGCAGUGUAGCUAGUGUUGAGUAAACAGUGAUAAGAGCAUUUUUUUACAUGUACAUUUUAGUCAUUUAGCAGACGCUCUUAUCCAGAGCGACUUACAGUUAGUGCAUACAUUAUUUUUUAUUUUUUCAUACCCCCUGUGGGAAUCGAACCCACAACCCUGGCGUUGCAAACGCCAUGCUCUACCAACUGAGCUACAUCCCUGCCGGCCAUUCCCUCCCCUACCCUGGACGACGCUGGGCCAAUUGCGCGCCGCCCCAUGGGUCUCCCGGUCGCGGCCGGCUACGACAGAGCCUGGAUUCGAACCAGGAUCUCUAGUGGCACAGCUAGCACUGCAAUGCAGUGCCUUAGACCACUGCGCCACAGGUCGUUCAGAAAUGUACCAGUAUUUCAAUAAAUACAAAAUAAAUAGAUUAGAUGACCCAGUAUACAGAACAAAAGCUACUUUACUCCGUCAUUACUUAGUAAUUUACCUAUUUUGGGGAAAUGCUACUGUUCCCGGUAUGAUUUAUGUCUCCUCAUCCUCACCAGGGUCUUGAACUGUCUGCAAUUCGGCGUCGAUGGCCACUGGCACACUGGAGAAGUGUGCUCUUAACGGAUUAAUCCCGGUUUAAACUGUACCGGGCAGAUGGCAGACAGCAUGUAUGGCGUCGUGUGGGCGAGUGGUUUGCUGAUGUCAUGGUGGGGUUAUGGUAUGGGCAGGCAUAAGCUAUGGAGAACAAAAACAAUUGCAUUUUAUCGAUGGCAAUUUGAAUGCACAGCGAUACCGUGACGAGAUCCUGAGGCCCGUUGUCGUGCCAUUCAUCCGCUGCCAUCACCUCAUGUUUCAGCAUGAUAAUGCAUGGCCCCAUGUCGCAAGGAUCUGUACACAAUUCCUGGAAGCUAAACAUUUCCCAGUUCUUCCAUGACCUGCAUACUCAACAGAUACACUACAUUACCAAAAGUUUGUGGACACCUGCUCGUCGAACAUCUCAUUCCAAAAUCAUGGGCAUUAAUAUGGAGUUGGUCCCCCUUUGCUGCUAUAACAGCCUCCACUCUUCUGGGAAGGCUUUCCACUAGAUGUUGGAACAUUGCUGCGGGGACUUGCUUCCAUUCAGCCAUAAGAGCAUUAGUGAGGUCAGGCACUGAUGUAAGGCAAUUAGGCGUUCCAUUUCAUCCCAAAGGUGUUUGAUGGGGUUGAGGUCAGGGCUCUGUGCAGGCCAGUCAAGAUCUUCCAUACCGAUAUCGACAAACCAUUUCUGUAUGGACCUCGCUUUGUGCACGGAGGCAUUGUCAUGCUGAAGUUGGAAGCACAGAAUUGUCUAGAAUGUCAUUGUAAUCUGUAGUGUUACGAUUUCCCUUCACUGGAGCUAAGGGGCCUAGCCCAAACUAUGAAAAACAGCCCCAGACCAUUAUUCCUCCUCCACCAAACUUUAAAAUCUUUACUCCACAAACUUUAUGCAUUCGGGCAGGUAGCGUUCUCCUGGCAUCCGCCAAACCCAGAUUAGUCCGUUGGACUGCCAGGUGGUGAAGAGUGAUUAAUCACUCCAGAGAGCGCGUUUCCACUGCUCCAGAGUCCAAUGGCGGCGAGCUUUACAUUGCGCAUGGUGAUCAUAGGCUUGUGUGUGGCUGCUCGACCAUGGAAAUCCAUUUCAUGAAGCUCCCGACGAACAGUUAUUGUGCUGACGUUGUUUCCAGAGGCAGUUUGGAACUCAUUAGUGAGUGUUGAAACUGAGGACAGAUGAUUUUUACGCGCUUCAGAACUCGGUGGUCCUGUUCUGUGAGCUUGUGUGGCCUACAGCUUCGCGGCUGAGCCGUUGUUGCUCCUAGACGUUUCCACUUCACAAUAACAGCACUUACAGUUGACCGGGGCAGCUCUAGCAGGGCAGAAAUUUGACGAACUGACUUGUUGCAAAGGUGGCAUCUUAUGACGGCACAACAUUGAAACUCAAAGCUCUUUUUAGUAAGACCAUUGUACUGCCAAUGUUUGUCUAUGGAGAUUGCAUGGCUGUGUGCUCGAUUUCAUACACCUGUCAGCAACGGGUGUGGCUGAAAUAGCCGACUCCACUCAUUUGAAGAUGUGUCCACAUACUUUUGUAUGUGUAUGUCACCCGUUGAGCAUAUUUGGGAUGCUCUGGAUCGACGUGUACGACAGCGUGUUCAAUAUCCAGCAACUUCGCACAGCCAUUGAAGAGGAGUGGGACAACAUUCCACAGGUGACAAUCAACAGCCUGAUCCAACUCUAUGCAAAGGAGAUGUGUCGAGCUGCAUGAGGCAAAUGGUGGUCACAGCAUUUGUGUGACCAACCGGUGCAUAUCUGUAUUCCCAGUCAUGUGAAAUCCAUAGAUUAGGGCCCAAUGACUUCAUAACAAUUGACUGAUUUCCUUAUGAACUGUAACUCUGUUGCGUUUAUAUUUUUGUUCAGUGUAGAUCAAUAGAUACUUUAUUCAUCCCUGAGGGGAAACGUCAUAAAAUGUGUAAUGUUGUGUCUGUUGUACAGGCUGCUGAUAAUGAUGAGGCCUCUCCAGCCAUCUGGAACCCCAUCUGGUCCAACACCUUUCCAGAAGCUGAGGUAGGAGAUGUUCCGUGUUCAUAUGGUAUUUGAACCUCGCUCUUCUUCAAUCCUCAUGUUUUAUCAUGGCCUCUCAAAGGUGUACUGUCCCAUAGUGUCCAAACCUAGAGUUGUAUUUUGAUCUUCUCUUUCCGUUCCUGUCUCGGUCUCCCUAGUUCUUUGACCUGGUGCUGAUGCUGUCUCAGAGACUCUACAGCUUGCAGGUAAACAAAACAAAACUUCUCACUCACAUUUCCCUCAAUAACAACCUCUCCACAUCCACUUACAUGCUCAUACUCAUUUACAUUUUAGUCAUUUAGCAGACGCUCUUAUCCAGAGCGACUUACAUGAGCAAUUAGGGUUAAGUGCCUUGCUCAAGGGCACAAUGCUCUUAACCACCAGUAGGCAUGCUAGCACAUGACAUGCUAGCAUGUGGCUCUCCUCCAGUCCUGUGUGUGACUGGGCCGUGAACAAUCAAUCGGACUGCAGCCUUCCACACUUACCAGGGCGAGAUGCCAAAACCCGUCUGUCUGCAUGUCAACAGAAAUGUUAAAAUGACAUCACAUGGAGACUGCUAGACUAGCCUUUUGAUUGGUUAUGGUCUGUGACCACAAGCCUCAUGCUUUCCAGAAGUUGACCCACGUAUCUCCUCCUUUCCACCGGUCUCCCCUCCCCUCCCCUUUAGGCCAUCAUCUGCCAGCAAGACAGCCACAUCGAGCUACAGCGCGCCUCCCUCAAAGAGCGUGCCUCCUUCCCCGGCCGUCACCGUGGCAACGUGCUCCUGGAGCAGGAGAAACAGAGGACGCUGGCCCUGCAGAGGGAGGAGCUGGCCAGCUUCCACAAGCUGCAGUCACAGCACCGACAGGAGCAGGUGAGACACAGUCGAAAUGGCAUCCUUAAUUAGAUUUAUGGUCGCCUUACAGGUUGUCUUCAUUACAAUUACACUAUGUAGAUAAUUAAAUCUGAUAAUACUAGUAAAAGGGAACCACAUUAAUAUGAUCAUGAUAACUCCUGCAAAACGAGACGACCUCAAACUCGCCCUAUGACUUUUACUUAAUGCAGUAUUAUGCCAGUCUGCAUUUAGUCAAAUUGAACCUUGUGUUUCUUCCCAGGCUCGCUGGGAGAGGGAGCGGGAGCGCCACCGGCAGCAGGCAGAGGCCGCGGAGGGCAAGCUGAGGCAGAGGGAGGAGGAGUGCAGGAGGCAGGAGGAGAAGCUGGCGGAGGAGAGGGAGGAGCUGGAGAGACAAAGGGAGAUGUACCAACAGGAUCUGGAGAGACUGAGGGAGUCAACCCGCACCGUGGAGAAGGAGAAGGAACGCCUGGAGCAGCAGAGGAAGAUCAAGAGGAAGACAAUCGAGGUGGGUGACGAUGUUACACAUACACUCACGCACACACACACCCAACAGUGAGGGAAAAAAGUAUUUGAUCCAUGCUGAUUUUGUACGUUUGCCCACUGACAAAGACUUGAUCAGUCUAUAAUUUUAAUGGUAGGUUUAUUUGAACAGUGAGAGACAGAAUAACAAAAAAAAAAUAACUAAAAACGCAUGUCAAAAAUGUUAUAAAUUGAUUUGCAUUUUAUUGAGGGUAAUAAGUAUUUGACCCCUCUGCAAAACAUGACUUAGUACUUGGUGGCAAAACCCUUGUUGGCAAUCACAGAGGUCAGACGUUUCUUGUAGUUUGCCACCAGGUUUGCACACAUCUCAGGAGAGAUUUUGUCCCACUCCUCUUUGCAGAUCUUCUCCAAGUCAUUAAGGUUUCGAGGCUGACGUUUGGCAACUCGAACCUUAAGCUCCCUCAACAGAUUUUCUAUGGGAUUAAGGUCUGGAGACUGGCUAGGCCACUCCAGGACCUUAAUGUGCUUCUUCUUGAGCCACUCCUUUGUUGCCUUGGCCGUGUGUUUUGGGUCAUUGUCAUGCUGGAAUACCCAUCCACGACCCAUUUUCAAUGCCCUGGCUGAGGGAAGGAGGUUCUCACCCAAGAUUUGACGGUACAUGGCCCCGUCCAUCGUCCCUUUUGAUGCGGUGAAGUUGUCCUGUCCCCUUAGCAGAAAAACACCCCCAAAGCAUAAUGUUUCCACCGCCAUGUUUGACGGUAGGGAUGGUGUUCUUGGGGUCAUAGGCAGCAUUCCUCCUCCUCCAAAUACGGCGAGUUGAGUUGAUGCCAAAGAGCUCGAUUUUGGUCUCAUCUGACCACAACACUUUCACCCAGUUCUCCUCUGAAUCAUUCAGAUGUUCAUUGGCAAACUUCAGACGGGCCUGUAUAUGUGCUUUCUUGAGCAGGGGGACUUUGCGGGCGCUGCAGGAUUUCAGUCCUUCACGACGUAGUGUGUUACCAAUUGUUUUCCCAAUUGUUUUCUUGGUGACUAUGGUCCCAGCUGCCUUGAGAUCAUUGACAAGAUCCUCCCGUGUAGUUCUGGGCUGAUUCCUCACCGUUCUCAUGAUCAUUGCAACUCCACGAGGUGAGAUCUUGCAUGGAGCCCCAGGCCGAGGGAGAUUGACAGUUAUUUUGUGUUUCUUCCAUUUGCGAAGAAUCGCACCAACUGUUGUCACCUUCUCACCAAGCUGCUUGGCGAUGGUCUUGUAGCCCAUUCCAGCCUUGUGUAGGUCUACAAUCUUGUCCCUGACAUCCUUGGACAGCUCUUUGGUCUUGGCCAUGGUGGAGAGUUUGGAAUCUGAUUGAUUGAUUGCUUCUGUGGACAGGUGUCGUUUAUACAGGUAACAAGCUGAGAUUAGGAGCACUCCCUUUAAGAGUGUGCUCCUAAUCUCAGCUCGUUACCUGUAUAAAAGACACCUGGGAGCCAGAAAUUUUUCUGAUUGAGAGGGGGUCAAAUACUUAUUCUGUCUCUCACAACACUGUUCAAAUAAACCUACCAUUAAAAUUAUAGACUGAUCAUGUCUUUGUCAUUGGGCAAAUGUACAAAAUCAGCAGGGGAUCAAACACUUUUUUCCUUCACUGUAUAUACUGAGAUCAUGUGACACUUAGAUUGCAUACAGGUGAACUUUAUUUAACUAAUUAUGUGACUUCUGAAGGUAAUUUGUUGCACCAGAUCUUAUUUAGGAGCUUCAUAGUAAAGGGGGUGAAUACAUAUGCACGCACCACUUUUCCGUUAUUUUUUUGAAUUCUUUGAAACAAGUUAUUUUUUUCAUUUCACUUCACUUCACCAAUUUUGACUAUUUUGUGUAUGUCCAUUACAUGAAAUCCAAAUAAAAAUCCAUUUAAAUUACAGGUUGUAAUGCAACAAAAUAGGAAAAAAGCCAAGGGGGAUGAAUACUUUUGCAAGGCACUGUAUUUGCAGAGGGAUUGUGUUGUAAAAGAGGUUGAAUGUUUCUCCUAUCGUUGUGUGAGCAGCAUUGUCCUGGGUUCAAAGAGACCUCGCUAGUCAUUUAAACACAUCCAGCAGUGCUCUCUCUCUUUCCCUGCACAUGCACACACAUAAAAUACAAAAGCAAGAGGGAUCUAAUUUACAUCACAAACCCAUUUUGGUCAGAGCCAUAAAUACUGUAUACAGAAAUCAGCAAACAAUUAUAUUACGCUUUUAACACAAGUUCCAUGACAACAGUUUUCUCGUUUGAAACCUCAAUCUAAGGCAAUGUAAUUGUCCUACAACUUUUGGUGCCAAACUCAAAUAUCGAUACCCUGAGUUGAAAGCAUUUGAAACCCCUUGGACAUGUGACUCAAAAUGGCUUCUCAUCUUCCUCUGUAUGUUAUUCAUCUUCUGCCCAAAUCCUCUCCCUUUCCCACUCCCUCUCCCAGGUGGUGCCACUAUCCGGCAGUCUAAAUGGGGACCUCCUGCUGGGCAUGGGCGGUCGCGGUGUUGGCGGUUCAGACCUCUCCCGCACCCUCCCCCUGCCCCAGAAGGCCCUGGUGCGCCCCAGCCUCUCGGGGGUGCCCGCAGACUACCUGGAGCAUCCCGAGGUUCCGCCGCGGGGUCAGAGCGUCAAUGCCACCGUGUUGCCGGUGAAGAAGGAGGUGCCGCUCCACCUGUGCAGCACCACCAACCAGCAACACAAGCAGUUUGGCGUCCAGCAGCAGAUCCCCACCAAACUGGCAGCGCUGAGCUCAAAGAGCUCCAAGAAUUGCAAGGGCAAGGCCUCGCACCGUACAGACAGCACAGGUAAGACCAGUCUCAACUCAAGAAACCACCACACACAAGGGCCGAUCACACCAGGUAUUAGUAGCAUUUACUACGUAUUGAACCCUAUAGUAGGCAGGACACUCCCUAGUAGUGCCAUUGUUUCAAUGUUGGUUUAUGAUGUUUGUUGAGCUCAGGAAAUACACAUGAACGUAAACAGUAGCACACCAUGCACUAAUAAGCCGACUAGGUGAAAAAUCUGUCGAUGUGCCCUUGAGCAAGGUACUUAACCCUAAUUGCUCCUGUAAGUCGCUCUGGAUAAGAGCGUCUGCUAAAUGACUAAAAUGUAAAAUGUAAAAAUUAUAAAUAUGUAGGCACAGUCUCUGUUUUUCAGCACUAUAGGUUAAAGGAGACUUGUUUUUUUUUACAACCAAAUCUCUAUUUUUGAUGUAAAUGGCAUAUUAUAGAAGGGUCCAGACACUUUUGGGGAGUUUCACUUGUUUUUGAGAAACUUACCCCAACCAGCGAUUCACAUCCUCGUUGUGCAGUACGGGGGCACUGAAAAAACAUGAACAAAUGCUCCAAAAAAAGAUGUCCUUCAAGAAACGGAAACGCUCUCGGUAUAGUAAUGUAGGUCUUUAGAUGUUGUAGAAAUGAAAUUGUGUCAUUCCGAACUUUAUCCGCAACGUUAUAUUCCAUUUUAUGCAACUCGAGCUGUUUCCCCUAUCCAGCUGUUCAAUUCUCAGUGUAGCCUGCUGCUAGAUUGGACAGAGAGGUAUCGCUCGAGUCACAACGAAAUAGAAUAUAUUAUGUUGCGGAUAAAGUUUGGAAUGACAAACUUACAUGCCUAAAACAUCUAAAGACCUGCAUCACUAUACUGAGCGCUUUUCCGUUUCUAAAAGGACGUACAGUGAGGGAAAAUAGUAUGAUCCCCUGCUGAUUUUGUACGUUUGCCCACUGACAAAGAAAUGAUCAGUCUAUAAUUUUAAUGGUAGGUUUAUUUGAACAGUGAGAGACAGAAUAACAACAACAAAAUCCAGAAAAACGCAUGUCAAAAAUGUUAUGAAUUGAUUUGCAUUUUAAUGAGGGAAAUAAGUAUUUGACCCCUCUGCAAAACAUGACUUAGUACUUGGUGGCAAAACCCUUGUUGGCAAUCACAGAGGUCAGAUGUUUCUUGUAGUUUGCCACCAGGUUUGCACACAUCUCAGGAGGGAUUUUGUCCCACUCCUCUUUGCAGAUCUUCUCCAAGUCAUUAAGGUUUCGAGGCUGACGUUUGGCAACUCGAACCUUCAGCUCCCUCCACAGAUUUUCUAUGGGAUUAAGGUCUGGAGACUGGCUAGGCCACUCCAGGACCUUAAUGUGCUUCUUCUUGAGCCACUCCUUUGUUGCCUUGGCCGUGUGUUUUGGGUCAUUGUCAUGCUGGAAUACCCAUCCACAACCCAUUUUCAAUGCCCUGGCUGAGGGAAGGAGGUUCUCACCCAAGAUUUGACGGUACAUGGCCCCGUCCAUCGUCCCUUUGAUGCAGUGAAGUUGUCCUGUCCCCUUAGCAGAAAAACACCCCCAAAGCAUAAUGUUUCCACCCCCUCCAAACACGGCGAGUUGAGUUGAUGCCAAAGAGCUCCAUUUUGGUCUCAUCUGACCACAACACUUUCACCUAGUUCUCCUCUGAAUCAUUCAGAUGUUCAAUGGCAAACUUCAGACGGGCAUGUAUAUGUGCUUUCUUGAGCAGGGGGACCUUGCGGGUGCUGCAGGAUUUCAGUCCUUCACGGCGUAGUGUGUUACCAAUUGUUUUCUUGGUGACUAUGGUCCCAGCUACCUUGAGAUCAUUGACAAGAUCCUCCCGUGUAGUUCUGGACUGAUUCCUCACCGUUCUCAUGAUCAUUGCAACUUCACGAGUUGAGAUCUUGCAUGGAGCCCCAGGCCGAGGGAGAUUGACAGUUCUUUUGUGUUUCUUUCAUUUGCGAAUAAUCGCACCAACUGUUGUCACCUUCUCACCAAGCUGCUUGGCGAUGGUCUUGUAGCCCAUUCCAGCCUUGUGUAGGUCUACAAUCUUGUCCCUGACAUCCUUGGAGAGCUCUUUGGUCUUGGCCAUGGUGGAGAGUUUGGAAUCUGAUUGAUUGAUUGCUUCUGUGGACAGGUGUCUUUUAUACAGGUAACAAACUGAGAUUAGGAGAACUCCCUUUAAGAGUGUGCUCCUAAUCUCAGCUCGUUACCUGUAUAAAAGACACCUGGGAGCCAGAAAUCUUUCUGAUUGAGAGGGGGUCAAAUACUUAUUUCCCUCAUUAAAAUGCAAAUCAAUUUAUAACAUUUUUUACAUGCGUUUUUCGUGAUUUUUUGUUGUUGUUAUUCUGUCUCUCACAGUUUAAAUAAACCUACCAUUAGAUUUAUAGACUGAUCAUUUCUUUGUCAGUGUGCAAACGUACAAAAUCAGCAGGGGAUCAAAUACUUUUUUCCCUCACUGUAUAUGGUGUUUUUGGAGCAUUUGUUCAUGUUAUUUCAGAGCCCCGUACUACACAAUGAGGAUGAGUAAGUGGUUGGGGUAAGUUUCUCAAAAAUAAGUGAAUCACAAAAAAAUAGUUUCUGGGCCCUUCUAUAACAUGCUAUUUACAUAAAUGUUUUAGAUUUGGUUGUAAAAAAAAAAAGCCAAAUUCUCCUUAGGUUAAGCUCACAGGACAAAGAGAACCCUGCCUGCCCUGUGUAGUGGUACUGUUGUCUAACAGUGUGAUAUAUACACUGGCUUGUGAACACGUUAGAUUGACAGAGCUUAGCUCUAUCAGGACUCUGGACUAAUCUUAAUGAUGCACCAUGAUCACAUUACCUGCUCUGAAUUGAAUGGCUCCUGGGCUCAGUCCAAUAACACACUGUAAUGGAAAUGUAAUGGAUAUUUAUUCUCUUUUCUCUCUCUCUCUCCCUUUGUAUCUUUCCUUCUCUCUGUUGCGCUCUCUCUUUCUCACACGCUUCUCUUCUCAACCCCCCUCCUAUCUCUCUCUGUAUCUCUUUCUGUGUCUCUCUCCCUCUCCCAGCCUCUGUGGAUAUGAAGCAGAUGCUGCCUAUGAAGUUGUCAGCCAGAGAGGACGGCACUCUGAAAGCCAAGUGCUCCAUCAGUCCUCACCAGAGGCACCCCCUAACCCACUCCCAGUCCCUGCACUUCACAGGUAACACGCACACACGCAUGAACACGCACACCUACACACACACACACACGCACACAUACACACCUAUCUUAAACCAACUGACUGAAUGCCAUCUCUGGCUUUCUUCCCCACAGAUUCAGUGAUCCAUCCAGACAGUGGGCCAGAGAACCAGCCCUCCUCCACCCACCUGGUCUGCCUACUGAAGCCCCCCAGCCAGACCUCCAAUCCCCUCCACACCCAGCCCCAGGCUCCUAACCGCCUCCAUACCCAGAGCCCCAACCCCUCUUCAGCCCAGGCCCCUGUCCACGGCCUCAGCCACAGCCAGCCCCCUCCAUACAGGAUCACUGAGGACCUGAACAAGGAGGAUGUCAUAUUUUUCUAAGUCCUCCAGAAAGAGGGGACACCUCUCUCAGCUGCUGUGGAGCACAGCGGGCAGGGACCAAAGGGAGGCCUG
Messenger RNA from Coregonus sp. 'balchen', 13480 nucleotides. NCBI's taxonomy places the organism in Eukaryota, Metazoa, Chordata, Actinopteri, Salmoniformes, Salmonidae. The record is from the annotation of a GenBank genome assembly.